Symbiodinium sp. CCMP2456 is the source of this 3189-nucleotide messenger RNA. Lineage: Eukaryota; Dinophyceae; Suessiales; Symbiodiniaceae. The record is from the annotation of a GenBank genome assembly.
AUGCGGCGGGCAAGCAGCUUGCGCCUUGACGUCAUUGCUCUUGGUGCUGCGGUCAAGGCCUGCGCAGGGGCGAUUGCGUGGUCAGCAUCUCUUCAACUCGUAUGCAGCACGGAGCAGGCAGGCGUUGGAGCGGACACAUUUACGCUGAAUUUGGUGCUCGGUAGCACAGACCUGCCCAAAAAGUGGAGGCUUGCGCUGGGCAUCCUGGAGCGUCAGAGGCGCUUCCUACAACCUGACAUCAUCUCGUACGGCUCCGGCUCUGCCUCCUGUUCUCGAGCAAGCAAUUGGAGCGAGGUCUGUAGACUCUAUGGUCAGCUCAGCAUCUUCGGGCUGGAGAAGGACACCACGAUGCUCAGUACGGCCCUGACAACAUUCGAGAAGGCGUCACAAUGGGAACGAAGUUUGUGCACCUUCUGGCGCACUCGACGAGAGCAUCAGCUUCGUCUCGACAGGCAUACUUUCAAUGCAGCUGCCAGCUCUUGUGCAGCCGGAUUGCAGCCCGAGUUGGCAAUUCGUACCAUGCAGGACAUGAAGCGGCUGACUAUUCAACCAGAUGUUGUCACCUUCGGGGCAAUGGUCACUGCCACGGAGAAAAGCCAGCUUUGGCAACGAGCAACGAACUUGUUGCAGCUCAGCAUCUCACAAGGCAUGCCCUUGGAUGUCGUGCUGGCCAGCUCCACAAUCAGUGCGUGUGAGAAGGCGUUGAGAUGGCGAUGGGCUUUGGAGCUGGCAGAGACACUACGAUGCGCUCAUGACCUGAUGCCCAACGAGAUUAUGUGCAACGCCUUGAUCAGUGCUUGUGCUUCCGCUGGCCAGUGGCAGCUGGCGUUAUCUUUCUUGGGUGAGAUGCCGGAACUGGAGUUGAAACCAAGCACUGUUUCCUACAAUGCUGCAGCAGAGGCAUGCCAGAGAGCCUUGUCAUGGUUUGGUGCGGUAAGCAUCUUGCAAGGCAUGCGACAGCGGACUGUGCAGACGGAUGUCAUCACGCUGUCUUUAAUUGGAGCACCUUGCGAAUGUUCGGGCCAGUUUGGCACCUUGCCAAGUCUCGUCUCUAGCAUGCUGAACUAUUCCAGGUCCCGGCUCCAGGCACAGCAUGCAAUUACCGCCGUCGAAUUCCUGACGGCCCAUGCCUGUUUGCAGGAAAGAGUUGCCAAGUCCUUUGAACGCUUCGAGUGGAAGCGUCUUGUCAACAAGCUACGAGAACUCUGUGCACCCACGUAUGCCCCCCUGGCAUCGGAGAGGACGUCGGCCAGACUGUUCGACUAUGAAUUAAAUCAAUAUUUCACAUUGGGCGCAUUUUUCGUCGACAGGACACUGGGGUGUUUUUUUGGGGGCCGGAGUCCAGCCUGGAGGAGUCGUGGACAUGUCUACACAAGGCGCUCGACGGCGGAGCAUUUCUUAGAGGCCGGUACGAGAGUGGAAGAAGAAGCCAGCGCUCACAGUCUGGCCGCUUGGAUCAGCUGCGUUGAUGUUGGUGAUGGUAUCGCAAGAGGUGUGUUCGGCUAUGGCAGCACUCGUGCUGCACAGUCCUGGCUUCUCCCGGUGAAUGUGCAGCAUGAUCGCUCCAGGCAUUCUGAGCGGCUGGCACUACUGUGCAUCCUUCGCCGUGAGCUAACCACGGAGGCUCGUGUCCAGCGACAUGUUCGGGAGAUGGCACCUGACGUCGAGCGCUGGUCUCUAGCUUCGCAGGGCACACCUCGACCAGAGGAUGACCCUGAUGGACAAGUAAUGGCCGAGGUCACGCGCCUGUGGGAAGGCUUAGAACCGAAGCUGAUGUACUUGCUGGUUCGCGAUUUGUUUCCUGCCGACGGGAGCACGGAUGACAGGCACAAGUGCAAUAUCCAGCAUGACGCAGAGCUCCUUGCUUUGUUGAAGGCACGGCGCUGGAACCCAACUUCUGCUUCAGUGCAGGUGGAUGUUAUCGUUGGCGGCUUGCUCCAUGACACAGUCGAAGACAAUCCUACGAUUCACUUUGAGGAUCUGGAGGAAAUCUUUGGGCCCGAUGUCCGUCGUAUUGUUGAAGGAGAAACCAAAGCCUCCAAGCGAACGGCUCUGGGCGGACGUGGCAAUUGGAGCAGACGCUACACAUCUUUGUUUAGCAUCUUCUUUGGCAAAAAGACGCCUUCAUCAACAUCCGAUGAUGUGAGUAAGGCCCGUGAACAAGCAGAGAACCUGAGGGACAUGUUCUUAGCCAUGGCUGAUGAUUAUCGGGUGAUCCUGGUAAAGCUUGCUGCCGGCGCCCGAGUAAAACAGCAUGCCUUGAGAGCUCGGCUCCUGACUGUGGAGGCACGUUCAGGUGCGCAGGCCAGCAUCAAGGACGUCGUUUGUGUUGAGCUUUCACGAGCGGUAAGAGGCCCCAGUGAGGACAAUAUUGACGACAUCAUUGCAUUGCGAGUUGUUCUUGACAUUGACCGCUUCGAGGGGGAAGGUGACGAAGAGUUCGCCAAGCGAGGCGCAGGUUUCUGCUACCAUGCCCUGACAUUGAUGCGGAAGCUUCCCAACUGGACCGGCGGCGACAGUCUGAAAAAUUACAUCGCUUUCCCGAAACCAAAUGGUUAUCAGUCAUUGCAUGCGACCUUCGUCCAUGAUGACGCACCAGUGCCAUUGGAAAUACAGAUUCGGACCAGACAGAUGCAUGAAGUCGCUGAGUACGGCAUGGCAGCACAUUGGACUUACAAAGACGAGCUGCGCGGCGACGGAGAGCAACACAAGUCCAAGAUGCUCAGCCGACGAGUUGCAUGGCUAGAGUCGCUCGCAGACAAGGAUGGAGACUUGCGAACUGAUGCCCAACAAUUUGUGGAAGAGGUUUUGCGAGAUGAGCUUGGCAGAAGGUGUUUCAUAUUCCUGAGAGACGGAACCAUCCUGAAUCUCUCCAGAGGCUGCACCGCGCUGGAUGCGGCGUUCAAGAUUCACUCUGAGCUUGGGCUGCACAUGGUGCACGCAGUGGUCAACGACAAGAAGGUACCUCCAUUUUAUCAGCUCCACAAUGGUGAUCGUGUCAACAUCGUCACCUCGGAUGAAGCAGUUCCCCAGAGAGAGUGGCUGGCAUAUGCAUUUCUCCGGUCUACCCGCAACAAGCUUGCGGCCUACUUUAGAAGGACGAAGAAGGACAAAGAACGUGCAGUGGAUUUUGCGGCAGCUGUGGCGACAGCAGCAACUGCAGCAGCUGCACUACCCCUUGUACAUUAG